Molecule: messenger RNA, 549 nt
Organism: Penicillium paradoxum
Lineage: Eukaryota; Fungi; Ascomycota; Eurotiomycetes; Eurotiales; Aspergillaceae
Product: TspO/MBR family protein
Exons: 2
Coding region: 1-549 (182 amino acids)
Cellular component (GO): mitochondrial outer membrane
Source: RefSeq, a predicted model, not a curated record
AUGCCUUGGUCUUUCGCUCUUCCCCAGGCUAUCUUUGGCUCGCCGAUUUUGGCUGUGGCAACCCCAAUUACCGCGGGCACCGCUGUCGCUCUCCUGACCAAUCGAAAGCGGAACCGUUCUACCUACAACCAGCUCCAACAGCCACCCUACAGCCCACCCGGUUGGCUAUUCGCACCUGCCUGGACUCUCCUAUAUGGAUUGAUGGGAUACGCCUCUCACCACGCCACCACUGUGGCCUCCCAAUCCUUCUCCCUUGCAGCUCGCGAUGCACACACCACUGCGCAGACCCUCUAUACCACACAAUUAGGCUUGAACUUCAUGUGGAUGCCACUGUUCUUCCGCCUCGGACGACCCGCCUUGGCUCUCGGAGAUUUGACCUUACUAGCCGGCAACGUGGGGGCCCUUAUGGCCAACUGGUGGACAGGCGACCGGACCGCAUUCUGGUGCCUCGUUCCUUAUGCUAUCUGGCUAGGAUAUGCCGCGUACCUCAACAUUGGUGUUGGGAUUUUGAAUAAUUGGACCCUCCCUCAAAAAGAGCGGUCAGAGUAA